Penaeus chinensis is the source of this 4329-nucleotide messenger RNA. RefSeq names its product proline-rich protein 36-like. The record is from RefSeq and is a predicted model, not a curated record. Gene Ontology annotation, molecular function: actin binding. NCBI's taxonomy places the organism in Eukaryota, Metazoa, Arthropoda, Malacostraca, Decapoda, Penaeidae. The transcript is spliced from 8 exons. Bases 1 to 3414 code for a protein of 1137 amino acids.
AUGGAGACGAACAACAACGAGCCCAGGAUCAUCGAGCUCAAGCCCAAGGCCAAGGCGGUGGACGCAAUCCUGCAGGCGCCGAAGGAGAUCCCAGCCGUGGAGACGAAGGCGGAGGUUUUGCCGGUGCGAGCCAACUUCCCGGUGGACCACUCGUUCGUCCCUCGAGUCGUCGCCAAGCUGCCUCCGCCCACCAGCGAGCCUCGGCUCACCCUGGACCACACCCUGAUCUCCAAGCCCAGGAUGGACUCGGUGUCCAGCUACGAGAGCUGCAACACGCCCGAGCCCCGCGACAGGUCGGACUCGGACGCCAGCGCUCGAGACAGGACGGGCUCGAGCACCAGCUACGAGAGCGCGCCGCCGCCGGUGCCUGAGGCGCCCCUGCCCUCUGAGUCCGAGUCUGAGCGGAAGAUAUCGCGGUCGUCCUCCGACGCCAGCGACCUGGGGCGUCGGCACGACUCCGAGAGCUCAGAGGACCACGCCCUCACCAUAGCGCCGGUCAUGAAGUUCUCCAUCUCCACGUACAGGUCGCGGGCCGAGGAGACGAGCUACGACAAGAAGAUCACGAAGUCGGAGUCCUUCAGCCAUCUGGCAAGGCCCAAGCUGGACGGCGCGAAAGGCCAGCUGCUGAAGGCCGAGUCCAUGUCGGCACUCACCCGGCCGGAGGAGGCGGAGCACGCCAUCAAGACCAUCCCCGAGGUCAAGGAGGAACCGGUGCCGCCAGAGAAGCCGGUCAUCAUAGAGGCAACGCUGAAGCCGUCGCAGCUGUUCGCCAAGCCGGUGCCGCCGAGCAAGCCGUCGUCCCUCGCGACAAGCCAGCCUCUGGGCCGCAUCAACAGCUUCAGCGACAGGCCGGGCAUCUACCGCACCAGCAGCAUCGAGGGCCGCUUCGUGACGCCCGAUCCCUUCCGCCCCCCUCGCAGGCUGCAGCGGUCAGACAGCCAGGAGCAGCUGGGCCGAGCCAACUCCAUGCACAACCUGGCCACGCCCAACUUCGACCUGAGGAAGGCGCAGUCGUCAUACGACAUCUAUUCUGGAAGCAACGGUAACAGCAGUAACAGCGGAAUGCCGGGGAUGCCGGGGAUGCCUGGAAUGCCGGGCAUGAUGGGAAUGCCCAGCCUGAUGGGCGGCGGCAUGAUGCCCCACGACGCCCGGCUGGCGGACGAGUUCAUGAAACUGCAGCAGGACUUCUUCAAGUGGCAGCAGCAGCUCCUGCAGAACCAGCAUGUGCUGCACAGCCGCGUCGCGCCGCUCGCGUCCAACCCGCCGCAGCUGCAGAGCGUCGGGGUGCUGCGAGACAUCAUGUCCCAGAACCCGAGCGACGGAGGGAACGGCGGCCAGGGCUUGGUGGAGGCGUAUAACCCCGUGAUGGAGCCCUCCCCGGCCCCCGCCCCCGCCCCCGCCCCCGCCCCCGCCGCCCCCAGGGAGAGAAUCAUCACCAUCCGGAUGGAGGGGGCCGACGGCGAGACGGAUGAGGCGAAGAUCCCUUCGCAGCCGGCGCCGAGAAUGCACCAGAGCCAGGUCGUCCACAACAUCACCAAUGACAUGAGCCGCCUCAACACCUCUGCCCAGCCAAGGGUCAACACCGUGCAGUCAAGGAGAUGGGCCGAAGAACCAAACGUGAGCGUGGGGUCGUGGGUGGAGCGCCCGUCCCAGCCCGUGGGCGUUUAUCAGGACCAGGACUACGUCACAUCUGUUCCCCGGUCACAGACUUCCCAGGAUUUCCCACCUUCAGUCGGCCCUGAAGUACAGCAGCAGGCUUUUGCACGUCCAGCUGAAACCAUGAGUCAGGAGAGGAGGCCGUACCAGUCUGCACAGCCUCAACAGCCUCAGUUUAAUCAGCCACAGCAGCUUCACAACCUGUCCCCGCAGCAGCAACAGCAGUUUGCACAGUUUUUGCAACAGCAACAACAACAGGAAAAGCAGCAGCCCCAGUUUAUGCAGCAGCAGCAGCAAAAACAGCAGCCUCAGUUCAUGCAGCCAGUGCAGAGCAAAUUAAUGCCACAGCAGAAGCAGCCGUCUCCGACAUUCAUGCGCCCGCAGCAGCAGAAGCAGCCCUCUCCUCCUCAGAUGCAGCAGCAGAAGCAGCCCUCUCCUCCUCAGAUGCAGCAGCAGAGACAGCCUUCACCAUUCAUGCAGAAUCAACAGCAGAAGCAGCCUUCCCCGCCGUUCAGCCAGGCCCAGCAGCAGAAGCAGCCUUCCCCUCCCCCCAUGUACACUCAGCAGCAGAAGCAGCCUUCCCCUCCCCCCAUGUACACUCAGCAGCAGAAGCAGCCUUCCCCUCCGUUCAUGCAGCAGCAGAAGCAGUCUUCCCCGCAGUACCUGCAGCAGCCAAAGCAGCCUUCCCCGCCCAAGCAGACCCAGCAGGCGGAUGUGCCACAGCCCGAGAGAGCAGCGUUCUGGCGAGAACUGGAGGCCAGGCGCCAGGACUUCGGGCUGCAGAAGGAACCCGAGAGCCCGGAGCCCACACGCCCUCCGCGCCGGAACUCCCGCCAAGACUCUCCUCCGCAGGAUAGUGUAGAGGCCUCGAAACCGCUGACCUACUUUGGACAGCAAGCUGUUGUCCAUGAGCCCCCCCAGACGUAUUACUACAACGGAGAUGGAACUCCUGCCGUGGCCCAACGACCCAGGGAAGCUGAGAAUGAAUCUGGUCCGCGAUACACCUCUGUGGUGACAUUGUCUUCUGACAAAGGCGAAACGGGCAACGGAGCAGCUGCACCUAGAGACAAGGUCCGGUCAGUAGUUCAGCUGAACAACGAUCAGCGUGGCCAGCCCCGACCUGCUCCCGUCGUGCGUGGAUUCCGACAGCCCUCGCAGCCUCAGUCUCGGUCUUCUGUGUCGCCUCCCACGAAUAGCUCGGUUCCGGCUGCUCUGCAGGAACCCAUCCCACAGGCCCCGACGGCUGCAAGACUCGUGGCUGCGCUGUCCCAGCCAGCGCCCAAGGCCCCGUCGCCCUCGCCCAUGGCUUCUGUGGGCCCCACCCGCGUGUCCCCGCCGAGAACGUCGCCCUCUCGUGUGUCUCCUCCUCGCACGUCGCCAUCCCGGGUGAGCCCCCCAUCUGGGCCUGCAUUCCAAAACGUGCAGCUUCGCCCCGUUCCGGGUGGCUCUCGUGGCUCAACUCCUCCGGAAGUAGUGCCACCACCUCCUGCCCCAAUGCCUCCCCCUCCACCACCAGCCCCGAGUAAUCAGGCCGGUGGAAUGCCCCCACCUCCUCCCCCACCUGCACCACCCAUGGCUCCCCCUCCCCCACCUGCACCCACAGCUGGCGACGGAGAGAGGCGAACGGCGACCGGGAAGCGCAUCGUGGCGCCCAAGACGGCCCCGGCACUGGAUCCCCGCGAAGAACUCAUGAUGGCCAUCAGGAACCACGGCGGGGCGCGGAACCUGAAGAAGACCCACAACAUGAUUAAUCACUAAUCUGGAUUUAGCAAAGCUCAAGACAAUGCUGUAUGAUUAACGUGUCCUGCGUCGAUGAAUGAAUAGAUGAGGUCGCAGAGAGAGUUUUUGAAUGUUUUGUUAUUGCAUUUGUGUCUUUAUUAUAUGACUUUGUUGUGCUAUUGUUUAUCGAUAUACAAAAUGUAUCAUUACAAAAAAGGUAUCCAGUACCUUUGUUAAAGGAAUUUUCGUUUAUUCUCCAUAUUGGACUUCUGUAUCUAUGUAUUUCUAGCUUGUGUAGUGCCUUACUCCAGUGAAGCUCAUACCUUAUGGGCUUUGUAUAGUCUUGUACAGUAUAUAUCAUCAUUAUGUAGAUAAUCUAAGCAUGUUGUAAUCUACUGUCUUAUAAAUAACAUGAUCAUAUGCAGUUCUUCAGCUCAUCUUUAUCAAUCAGGAAAUAAUAACACAUUAACAGACAGGUUGAUACCUGCCAGUUUUAAUACUUGUAUGUAAUACUCAGCAAUAUUAUUGGUGCUACCAUCUGCAUAUUUUAUAUACUGCUAAUAUUAUACUCUCGUAUGACAUAAGUGAAAUUUAAUGUAUUUUUUCAGACUAAAAUUUAAAUUCUGUAUGAUGAAUUUCAACCCAAAGGGAAGAGGUUUCCCUUGUAUAUUAUACAGUAUUUUAGGAAGAUGUGCAGAAGCCUUUUAAAUCUGUCAUUCUGUGCUUUCUUUCUGUAGUAACGAAAUGACUAAAAGCUGUUUAUGCAUGAUUUUUCUACAUAUAUGUGUCAUAAAGACGGCCAUAACUUCUCAUAUUUCAUGUUUUCUGAUUAAUAGAUCUAUUAAUGAUAAUACCUUAUGCUUGUGUAUCCUUCCUUAUUGUUAUAUAUACUUUUCUUUUGCUUUUGUAAAUAAUGUAGAAGUAUAUUUUCUCCAAUAAACGUUAAUAUUGGAA